UUGAUUUCUCGUGGUCCCACGCCGGCGGCUACAAAAGCAGGAAACGAAAUGGAAUGAUUCUUUGGUCACUGGAAAAAGUUUCCGUCGAGUCUCAACUUCUCAGCUCCGGCGAUCAUGGCGGCGAAUAAGCGGAAAGAAACCGGAAAUUCAGGAUCGAAUGGGGUGAAUAACGGAACGAGAGUAUGGUUAUACUCCAUUUUGCUCACUUUUCAAUACGGUGCUCAGCCUCUCAUCUCUAAGCGCUUCACUGGACGAGAAGUUAUUGUGACCACACUGGUCUUAACAUGCGAGAUAACGAAGGUAAUAUGCGCUCUAAUUCUCAUGGCUAAAGAUGGUAGUUUGAAGAAAUUAUACAGAGAAUGGACUUUGGUUGGUUCACUCACUGCAUCAGGACUUCCUGCAGCAAUUUACGCUCUACAAAACAGCUUGCUGCAGAUAUCUUACAAGAAUCUUGAUUCGCUCACGUUUUCAAUGCUGAAUCAGACAAAAAUAUUCUUCACUGCUUUCUUUACUUAUAUAAUAUUAAGGCACAAGCAGUCAAUUCAGCAAAUUGGUGCUCUGUUCUUAUUGAUUAUAGCUGCUGUUCUUCUAAGCGUUGGUGAAGGCUCUAGUCGAGGGUCCAGUAGUAGUGACCCUGAUCAAAUAUUAUUUUUUGGUAUUGUCCCUGUCCUGGUUGCUUCCGUUCUUUCUGGCCUUGCUUCUUCCUUAUGUCAAUGGGCUUCUCAGGUUAAGAAGCACUCGUCAUACUUGAUGACCGUUGAAAUGUCUAUAGUUGGAAGCUUGUGUUUAAUGGCCAGCACAACCAAGUCUCCGGACGGCGAAGCUAUUAGGAAAUAUGGAUUCUUUCAUGGCUGGACUCCACUGACUAUGAUUCCAGUUAUAGCUAAUGCUCUCGGGGGAAUCCUCGUUGGUCUUGUGACAUCUCAUGCAGGAGGUGUUAGAAAGGGGUUUGUUAUUGUUUCUGCACUUCUCGUAACAGCCAUGCUGCAGUUUAUUAUCGAAGGGAAUCCACCUUCGGUGUAUUGUCUGCUAGCUCUACCGCUUGUCAUUUGCAGCAUUUCAACAUACCAAAACUAUCCGUACCGACCCAAAAAGAAGGAAUCAUGAUCUGUUCCAACAGACUAGCUUAACCUAUUUGGUGAAGAUAUUAAUCCCCAGUUAUAGAAGGGACUUUUAUUUUUGUUUCACUAGUGUAUUAACAUCUACCAGAUUAUGCUACAAAAUGAGAGGGUUUCACAAAAUAUAUGAACAAUGAUUGUAUUCUCAAGAGGUCUUGUAUUGAGUACUGAUUACAAGAUAUGAAUGAAAUGAUUUUUCAACAUUUA
Messenger RNA from Mercurialis annua (annual mercury), 1325 nucleotides. Its product is annotated as UDP-N-acetylglucosamine transporter ROCK1. Gene Ontology annotation, biological process: pyrimidine nucleotide-sugar transmembrane transport. The transcript has 7 exons. Bases 115 to 1107 code for a protein of 330 amino acids. Gene Ontology annotation, cellular component: Golgi membrane. The record is from RefSeq and is a predicted model, not a curated record. Gene Ontology annotation, molecular function: pyrimidine nucleotide-sugar transmembrane transporter activity. Lineage: Eukaryota; Viridiplantae; Streptophyta; Magnoliopsida; Malpighiales; Euphorbiaceae.